Molecule: messenger RNA, 2188 nt
Organism: Tarenaya hassleriana
Lineage: Eukaryota; Viridiplantae; Streptophyta; Magnoliopsida; Brassicales; Cleomaceae
Exons: 6
Coding region: 170-1882 (570 amino acids)
Cellular component (GO): cytoplasm
Source: RefSeq, a predicted model, not a curated record
AUCAGACUUCGCGUUCCCGCCGCCCAUCUCUAUCUCUCUCUCUCCUUUUCUUUAUUGUGCUUAAACGAAGACAGUGAGGAUAUUAAAAAAAAGGCCCUCGACAUCUCUUCUAACAUUCUUUCACAAUCCUUGAGAUUUCUUGUUCAUCCUUUUUCCUCGAUUCUCUGUGAUGGCGAUAUCCAAGAACGGCAACAGCAAGAAGAAAGUAUCCUACAUAUCGGUCCCCUCGCAGAUUAUAAGCUCUUUAUCAUCUUCCUCGUUGCAAUCUCUUCUUGUCUCACCCAAGAAAUCCUCCAGAUGCUCCAGCAAGUUCAGCCUCUCUUUCAGAAACCCCAGGCUCUGGUUCUUGGCUCUGUUUCUCGUCUCCUUCUUCGGCAUGAUGAAGUUCGGUUUCAACGUUGACCCGAUCCCGCUCCCUUUUACGCGGUACCCAUGUUCCACGAAUCAACCACAAAGCUUUGGCAGAGAAGAACCCGUUGAAUCCCAUCUGGGUUUUGCCCGUAAUGCCCAAACGAACGGAACGGAGCCGGAAACUUCUGAUGGGCAUUCGAAAUCGGAUACGAGAUUUCAAUCGGACAGCGGAAAGAACGAAUCUUUGUUGACUGAUUUCUGGAAACAGCCUGAUGGGAUGGGGUAUAAACCCUGCUUGAGAUUUAGCAGACAGUAUAAGAGAGAAAGCUCGACGAUUCUGAAGAACAGAUGGAAGUAUCUGAUUGUCGUGGUGUCUGGUGGGAUGAAUCAGCAGAGAAAUCAGAUUGUUGACGCUGUUGUCAUCGCCAGAAUCCUCGGAGCUUCUCUUGUUGUUCCCAUUCUGCAGGUCAACGUCAUCUGGGGCGACGAAAGUGAAUUCGCUGAUAUAUUCGAUUUGGAACAUUUCAAGAGCGUUCUAGCUGAUGAUGUCCAUAUAGUUUCAUCAUUGCCUUCAACGCACGUGAUGACGAGGCCCGUGGAAGAGAAGAGGACUCCCCUCCACGCUUCCCCUGACUGGAUUCGAUCACAUUACCUCAAAAGGAUUAACCGGGAAAGGGUUUUGCUUCUACGUGGUCUCGAUUCAAGACUCUCCAAGGACCUUCCCUCAGAUCUCCAGAAACUCCGCUGCAAGGUUGCUUUCCAGGCACUGAGAUUUUCGCCUAGGAUUCAAGAACUUGGUGACAGGCUAGCUGCGAGGAUGCGAAGCCAGGGGCCGUACCUAGCAAUUCAUCUUCGAAUGGAGAAGGAUGUUUGGGUUCGGACAGGUUGCCUCCCUGGUCUGACUCCCGAGUACGACGAGAUUGUGAACAGCGAAAGAGAACGCCAUCCCGAGCUUCUAACUGCUCGAUCGAACAUGACUUAUCACGAGAGAAAACUCGCCGGCCUCUGCCCUUUGAAUGCCGUGGAAGUCACCAGGCUGCUUAAAGCGCUGGAUGCUCCGAGAAACACGAGGAUAUACUGGGCGGGAGGAGAGCCUCUGGGCGGAAAGGAGGCUUUAAAGCCAUUGAUCAGUGAAUUCCCUCACUUACACAACAAGCAAGACCUUGCCUUGCUCCAUGAACUGGAACCCUUUGCCAAGAAAGCAUCUGUAAUGGCGGCUAUCGACUAUAUAGUCUGCGAGAAGAGCGACGUGUUCAUGCCUUCUCAUGGAGGAAACAUGGGUCAUGCUCUACAGGGGGAAAGAGCAUACGCUGGGCACAAGAAGUACAUUACGCCGAAGAAGAGGCAGAUGAUUCCGUACUUCAUGAACUCGUCUUUGCCGGAGGCAGAGUUCAACAUGAUCGUGAAGGAGCUUCACCGAGAUUCCUUAGGACAACCUGAGAUCAGAACAAGCAAAGCCGGCAAGGAUGUGACCAAACAUCCGAUCCCCGAGUGCAUGUGCAAUGACUCAGCGGGUCACUCGGACGCAUAAAUCAGAGUGCUCGAGUCCAAGGGCGUUUUGGUCUUUUGACGGUUUCCCCAUCAGGCGGCGAUCGAUGUUCUUUUUGUCCGUACACUCUGAUUAUUCUUUUCCCUGCGUAUAUAUGUACGUAUGAUUUUACGGCGUUGUAUCGUAUCGUAUCGUCGAGGCUUAUAUGUUUUUACUAUAGGUGGGAGUAGAUUUAUAUAGGAUAUGAAACGAUUCUUUGAUUUGAUUUAUUUGUACUGUAAUUAUACAUACGGUGUUGUAUACGAAUAGAGUUGUACAAUAAAAAAAGGCACAUUUUUUCAUAAUUCA